Messenger RNA from Penicillium taxi, 870 nucleotides. RefSeq names its product PaaI family thioesterase. NCBI's taxonomy places the organism in Eukaryota, Fungi, Ascomycota, Eurotiomycetes, Eurotiales, Aspergillaceae. The record is from RefSeq and is a predicted model, not a curated record. The coding region runs from base 1 to 870 and encodes 289 amino acids. The transcript has 2 exons.
AUGCCUCGUCUCCCUCAAAUCACCCGCCUGCUGCGCAAAUCUGCGCCUAUCGCCAGAGUUUCGCUCUCGCCUGCCCAGGUCGCAUGUCUGCACCAGCAGGGACCGUCCCGCUCUACGGUCGUUCACGAGCGAGCACUGCCAUCCGAAUCACAAUCCCAAUCACAGUCUCAACCCAAGCAUAUAGCUCCAGUAUCGCAAACAGACCCAGACAAGAUAGACGCAGUUGUGUCGCAAAUACCCCUUGUCCAAGCCCUGCGCCAAUCCCAUCAAACCUAUAAAGAAUCACGACCUCAUCUCGCUAUCCCUCCCGAACUCCGACAACACCACUUCAUAGGUGGAAGUCUAGCAGGGACAGGCAAGCUGGCUCUUGCGCCGUAUCUGUGGAUAUCAUCUCCAGGCGAAAAGGCGACGAACGCAAAGGCCGAGUCAACAAGUCAGACCGGUGCAAGCAGCCUCGUCUCCGUAUUUCAUAUUGGUCGCGAUCUAUGCGGGCACCCUGGUUAUGUCCAUGGUGGUCUCCUAUCUGUCUUAUUAGACGAGGCUUUUGCCCGUUGUGUCUCUGCUGCGUUUCCCAGUGGGCUGGGUAUGACGGCAAACUUGAAUGUUGAUUUCCGAAAGCCUGCUAUACCGGAUCGCAUAUAUAUUCUGCGUGCUGAGACUGUUAAAGUUGAUGGGCGGAAGGCUUGGGUUGAAGGUCGCUUGACUUGUCUACCGUUGUCGUUGCCCACACCUAUUGAUGCAAGGAACCUGGUUGUUGAUCUUGCUUUGUUGAGCGAAGACAGUGAAGGUGCCGCUAUGGUUGCUGAGGCGAAAGCUUUAUUUAUCGAACCCAAGUUUGCCAGCUCUAUGGUGUCUGUUUACGGAAGCUAA